AGUUUUACCAGCGACGCGUUAGCUUUUAAUCAACACUACUGGUCGAAAAUAAAAAAACUCCCAUUCUAUUGAAAUAUUUUAUAUUUUUCUUGAUGUUCGUUGAGUUUUUGCUGAUGUCACCAAAGGUUUACGCUUGACGUUCUAUUUUACGUCAAUGUACUAUGACGUCACAAUGCACACUGCUUUAGCCAAUCAGAAUACAGAUUGCAUUAAGACGAAGGAAAUGUAAUCAUAACGUCACAGUCGAUAUUUCCUCAUAGAGUCUGCAAUUGUGGCAUCACAACUUUAACGUCAUAAAUAUACAGUAGUGUGUUACAUUCCUGCGGGCCAAAUGCCGAAACCAAAUGAGUCGCUAAAGGAUGAUUUUGCUCCAGAGUCCAUACAUUCAAACUGGAAGUCCAAGAAGUAUCAACGGGUUGCACUCCAGAUUAGAAUGGAGAAAGAACAGGAGUUUAUAAAAAAGGAUGAGGAUUUCCGCGCCCGUCAAAUGGGGAAAGACCAAGAGAAAAUGAGAAAAUGUUUAGAAAGACUUGAGCAAGAUAAGAAAAAUAUCUCCAACUAUGAGCCUUCGCGAAACACUGGUGACAGGGAACAGAUUUACAGCCGCGGUACUAGCGGUCGUUCUUCCAGUAUGAGGGAAAGAAGGCGUUCUUCUCGGUAUUCCCGCCCACAAGAAGGUGGGACUUCCUCUGUGGACCCAAGACGUUCCUCAACACGGAAGUUCAGCGAGCAGGCUAAGAUAGCAGACCAAGGCCAGGAAACUCCUCCGGAACGUCAGAGUUGGCGACAGCGAAGUUUGCCCAGGUCUUUACAGAAUUCAAUAAAGAAGAAAACGUCAGAUCUCUUGAAAAGUGUAACGGAUGCUGGCAGCGAUAAAACUUCUGAAAACCCCACAAUCCCGUCCACUGCUCUAACUGACCAAGGUAGUGAUAAAAACAUCCAACCAACCGGCAGUUUCGUAAACCAAGAACAGGGGUCGGACAUUGCUCAAGGAAAUCAGUCUCGAAAGGGCUCGUACGAGAACAACCCCCUUACCAAAGAAGAUUUCCAAGCAUCCAAGCGUGGUCAUCGUGGAUCAUACGUUCCACACUUGUCCAAGGGAAGUAGUAGACAUAAUCAUAGUCUCAGAAAGUCCUCAGUUGCCGGUCAGUCCCAAAUAUUUAACGAGGAUAAUGCAGAGGAAGCACAGAAACUGUACGAGUAUGCUGUGAAGUGUGUUAUAGACGCGUACAAACAAAAGUCGCAAACACCAGAAAGACGAAGUUCAAUACCUGGGGAAUCGCAGGCAUCACCUCUUGAUGAAAUAUCAUUCCUCACCAAACAAUCUGUCGUAACACCUUCUGAACAAAUUCCCCACAUGAGUCUGCUGGAUAAAUCUGCAUUGGAGGAUUUGCAAGAACUUCUGCAAGAAGCGCGCAUAUAUCGAGACAGAAAAUUGUCAGACGAAGAGCAUGGCAUUCAUUCACAUAAUCGUAUGCAGAGAAGACGACUGGAGAACAUGAAGACCAUUUUGGAAAAAUUAGGGAGGCAAUCAGUUACUAAAUUUGAUCCAAAGGCGAUGCUAGAAUGUGGAUAUUUACGAUUGUCCAAGCGAAACAUCGAAACACUCGAGGAAAUGAUGAGAGACUCGGGGGAAGAUCCGGACCUUCACGCACAUUCUGAUGUGUCCAAUUACAAUGUGUGGGAUAGUUGAUCUUUGGGAACUUUCAGUAUUAUAUAUAUAUA
Molecule: messenger RNA, 1725 nt
Organism: Ostrea edulis (European flat oyster)
Lineage: Eukaryota; Metazoa; Mollusca; Bivalvia; Ostreida; Ostreidae
Exons: 9
Coding region: 332-1693 (453 amino acids)
Source: RefSeq, a predicted model, not a curated record